Messenger RNA from Beta vulgaris subsp. vulgaris (sugar beet), 1817 nucleotides. Its product is annotated as mRNA-decapping enzyme-like protein. The transcript has 8 exons. Gene Ontology annotation, cellular component: P-body. NCBI's taxonomy places the organism in Eukaryota, Viridiplantae, Streptophyta, Magnoliopsida, Caryophyllales, Amaranthaceae. Bases 215 to 1321 code for a protein of 368 amino acids. Gene Ontology annotation, molecular function: enzyme activator activity; mRNA binding. Gene Ontology annotation, biological process: deadenylation-independent decapping of nuclear-transcribed mRNA; deadenylation-dependent decapping of nuclear-transcribed mRNA; positive regulation of catalytic activity. The record is from RefSeq and is a predicted model, not a curated record.
UCCACAAGAUCGAAAACACACAAACACACACGACUGAUACAAAAAGAAUGCAGAAAUUGUAUAGCAAGAGAAAGCUCAUUGGAAACAAACAACUGCCAUCAUCUUUCUGCCAUUCCUCCCUAGAUCUUCACUCUCUCUCUUUCUCUUUCUCUUUCUCUCUCCUCUAUUUCCCCUAAAUUUUUAGGGUUUGUUUCUUUAUCGAAUUCGAACAACGAUGCCUCAAAGUGUUAAACUUAUGCCAAAUUUAGAUCAACAAAGCACAAAACUUCUCAAUCUCACUGUUCUUCAACGAUUUGAUCCUUGCAUUCAAGAUAUUCUUCUCACUGCUGCUCAUGUCGCCUUGUACGAGUUCAGCAUGGGUCAAAAUCAAUGGAGUCGCAAGGAUGUUCAGGGAUCACUCUUUGUUGUUAAGAGGAAUAAAGAUCCUUGGCAUCAGUUCAUUGUGAUGAAUCAAAGAAAUACAGAAAAUCUUGUGGAGAAUCUCUCUGGGAAUUUCGAAUUUGACGUUCAAGUUCCUUAUCUGCUAUACAAAAAUGUUGACCAAGAAGUUAAUGGCAUAUGGUUUUAUAAUACACCUGAAUGCGAGGUGGUUGCUGAUCUCUUUAACAGGAUAAUUGACUCUUAUACAAGAAGUUCUUCAGAGUCAGUAGUAUCUAACAAAAGUGAGUUCAAGGAACGUGAACCCGUCUCGUCUGUGGCAGUGAUGGAAAGGCCAUUGGAGCCAAUACAUGAAUCGUCAUCAGCUUCCGUUAAUGGAUCUGGUGUUACUGAGAUCAGUUCUAUCUCAAACUUUUUCAAUACGGCGACCAAUAUUUCUAAUUCAGGACAGCCAGUGCAAGCAUAUCAUCCUUUCGGUGAGCAAUUGGCACCGAUAGGCAGUUCCAGUCUGAUACCUGCUCCUUCUGGUCUUCGUCAACCUUCUGUGGCCGCAUCAGCUCCUCCUGUUCAUUUAAUUCAUCAUCAUGAAGUUCCUGAUUCAACUUACAGAAGCAAUCAGAUAGCAAAUCUCGUCACACCUGCUAUCUUUCACAAUCCCCAUUCUUCUUCACCUGCAGUUUCACAUCCACCUGUUUCGUCGUCCAUGCCACCCAGUGCACUGCAGCCUUCAUUGAAUCUCCAACGCCCAUACGGUGCCCCAUUCCUCCAACCUUACCCUCCGCCUGCACCAUCGCCGUUUCUUACACCACAGAGUGCUGCUGCACCAACACCCGGACCAGUUAUUGACAGAGGCAAAGUUCGUGAAGCUCUUCUAACACUUGUCCAGGACAAUCAAUUCAUCGAUAUGGUCUGCAAAGCAUUACAACAGGUGCACCAAGUGUAAGCAUAUUGUAGAAGAGUUGGGUGUUCUAAGGAUGCAUGUACAGGCUUGUGUAUACACCAUUCCCAUUUUGGGUGCAUAGUUGCUAAAAUAUGAAGCUAAAACCUACAAGGGCUAUCAGCUUUUUGCUGCAUUCAAGGGGCUGAAUUUGGCAUCUGAUCUUCUGUGGGAGUUUCCGGCCUGAAUUGCCAACUUCAGAGAGAGCGAUUCAAAUCUGGUCGGUAUGCUAAUAGUUUGUGGCUGUUGGAGUAGAUUGUCAAUAUUAUUCUAGCCCCGUCUAUAUUAGUUUCGUUAUGGGAUUAGUGCUAUCAUGGGUUUGUGGGUUGUAUAAUCUGUUUUCCAUUCCAUUUUGUGAACUCUUGAGUCUUGACGAAUAUACAGAUAGCCGAAUCUAGUCUAUACAGGAGUACAGGACAAUGGAAUAGUAUUUCUGUAACCAGACAGUUGAAAAGUUUCAUAUUAUUUGCAAAUUAAGAAAAAAAAUUGUUUCAAGCUCUAA